AUGUCAGAAAUAUAUCUCAAGAAUACGGUAUCCCAGAAUUCGUUCAAAAAUUUGUACUUCAAUUUUAGUAAUAGUGUCACACGGGUACCAUUCAUUAAGGAUAAUAUACCAUCGUCAUUUAUUUUUAAGUUCCUACUUUCCGGAUAUCCGCCAAUGAGUUCUCCCUUUACAUUCCCACCAUCAGUAUCAUUUCCCAUGGAAAGAUUCAAAUUUUUCAUUCCACCAUCUUAUAUUUUUCCGCCACCAUUUCCACCUCAUUAUUUUGGUAAUACGCUUUUUAGACCAAUGCAAUUUCCACAUUUUAAUGCUUUGAAUAUUCAUGAUAGAGAAUAUAAGAAAAGAAAUCAAGAUGGAUUAGACCAAAGAGGAGGGGAUGCAAAACGAGGACAUUUCAAGUCUUUCAAACCUUUGACACCGUCUCCAACCUUACAAUGUCCAUCAUGCAAAAACAUUUACCUGAAUCCGACCGAUUUGAUGAUUCAUAUGGCAUGGCAUCAACAACAACCACAGUUGCAAUCUGUUGCAUGCAGUAGCAGCAAUAUCGAUGCAAGUAGCAGUAGCAGUAGUACCAGUAUUACUAAUAGGAGUAAUACUAAAAGAAGUAGUACUCGUCGAAAAAAAACCGAAUCCGGUUUAAUUAGUGCUAGAAGCGGAAAUUCUGCAGGAUUAUCACAUGUUAGCACUUGCAAAUGUUCUGUAUGUGGGAAAACAUUCACAAGGCAUUGGCUUCUUCAAGGACAUAUGAGAACACACACUGGUGAAAAACCAUUUCAAUGCCCGGUAUGUACUAAAGCAUUUGCGGAUAAAAGUAAUCUACGCGCUCAUGUGCAAACGCAUAGUGGUGUCAAACCGUAUAUCUGUCAGCGUUGUGGAAAAGGUUUCGCAUUAAAAAGUUACUUAUCAAAGCAUGAAGAAUCGACGUGUAUACGAUCUGUCAUUAAACCAAGGAGAAAUUCCUAG
Cercopithifilaria johnstoni is the source of this 960-nucleotide messenger RNA. Lineage: Eukaryota; Metazoa; Nematoda; Chromadorea; Rhabditida; Onchocercidae. The record is from the annotation of a GenBank genome assembly.